Molecule: messenger RNA, 482 nt
Organism: Leptidea sinapis
Lineage: Eukaryota; Metazoa; Arthropoda; Insecta; Lepidoptera; Pieridae
Gene: Dph3
Product: diphthamide biosynthesis protein 3
Exons: 3
Coding region: 85-336 (83 amino acids)
Biological process (GO): protein histidyl modification to diphthamide
Molecular function (GO): metal ion binding
Source: RefSeq, a predicted model, not a curated record
AUUAACUUACUAUUAUUAAUAUAAAAUUUAUAAAAUAUAAAAAUAAUGAUACUAGUCUCGUAACUGAGGAAUUUAUAUUAUAAAAUGACUAUAUUCCAUGACGAAAUAGAAAUAGAGGACUUUGAGUAUGACGAAGAUGACGAAAUGUACUAUUACCCUUGUCCAUGUGGAGAUAGAUUUCAAAUUAGUAAGGAAGAUUUAUUGGCAGGGGAAGAAGUAGCAACAUGUCCCAGCUGCUCUCUUGUGGUGAAAAUAAUUUAUGACUUGGAACAACUUAAAUCUGAGUCUGAGGAAAUACAUAAAGCUUCUGGUGAUAAAGAAGUUUUAAAGGCCUAAAGAUCAUAUUGAGACAAUGUCUCAGUAUGCAAGAAAUAUUAAUUGUGAUACCUACUAGCCAAGUAACUGCAAGAGUUUAAAGCUGUCUAAACAUUGUAAGAGUGGCUGUUCAUUCUAAGUAAUAAAGUAAGACUAUAUUACUUAAA